GCUCAGAAGUUGUUCUGGGGCAGAGAUGUCCCUGGUGUGUCUCAAAGCGACAGAGAGACCUGGGUUUGAACCCUGUCUCUGCCACUAUGACAUGUGGCUUCACAGCUCUGAGGCUUAAUGAUCUUGUUGGCGCUGAGGUGAUGCUGAUGGCAAUGGUGAAGUGUAGUGGGGCUGGAUGGGCUUAUCCUCAGGAUGGGCUUGGCACACAGUAAGGCACGUGGGGCACACAGUGGGCACACAGUGCACAGGAGAGCCCAAGCAUCCUGCUUGUUUACUGCGAGGCUCUGAUCUGCUUAGGGCGGGCUGGGCAGGGGCCUUGCUGUGUGUCCACCCACCCGCUGUCCUGCUGUGGCUCAGCUUCCCUGGGGCCCAGCCGAGGGGCACUGCUCUGGGCACGGAAUGCCAGCUCAGGCAGGUCUGAGUCCGUCCAAGUCUGCGUGUCUGUGUGUGAGAUGUGGCUCCGGUCUGUCUCAGCCUGUCCUGUGUGUAUCUCUCUGAGUCCCUGUCCCAUGUCUUUGUGUGUUUCUGUGUGUCCCUGUGUGAGUGUCUGUGUCCACAUGUCUUGAGUCCCUGUGAGCAUCUGUGUCCCUGUGUCCGGGCUCUGUGGGUCCAAGCCUCUCUCUGUUCUUCUCUAAGUGUGUGCCCUGGUCCUCGUGUGUGUCCCCAUGCCGCCUGAGGACUGGCGCCCCGUCCCUGCUGCCCCCUCCUCCAGCCUGGUUGGCCCCUCCCCCUCUGGAGCUGCAGCCUCCUCCCCCUCCCCCGUGCACCAGGCUGCGGCGUCUGGCCUGGCGUCUACUGAGGAGGAGCAACUGCCGCUGCAGCCGCAGUCCCCAGUCCCGUCAGACCUGGUGCUGAGUCGGGGAGGGGCUCCCCGGCCUGCUGGCCAGCCAGCCGUGGGUUCGGGUUCCCCUGGUCUCUGCUCCCACGGAGGUUACUGAGGUACAGGUGGCUCUGCAUGUCAAGCGGUGGCAUGGAGUCCCUCUUCCCUGCUCCGUUCUGGGAGGUCCUCUACAGCAGCCACCUGCAGGGAAACCUGUCCCUCCUGAGCCCCAACCACAGCCUACUGCCCCCCCACCUGCUGCUCAAUACCAGCCAUGGUGCCUUCCUGCCCCUCGGACUCAAGGUCACCAUCGUGGGGCUCUACCUGGCUGUGUGCAUCGGGGGGCUGCUGGGGAACUGUCUCGUCAUGUACGUCAUCCUCAGACACACCAAGAUGAAGACAGCUACCAACAUUUACAUUUUUAAUCUGGCCCUGGCGGACACUUUGGUGCUGCUGACCCUGCCCUUUCAGGGCACAGAUGUCCUCCUGGGCUUCUGGCCAUUUGGGAACGCCCUGUGCAAGACAGUCAUCGCCAUCGACUACUACAACAUGUUCACCAGCACCUUCACGCUGACCGCCAUGAGCGUGGACCGCUACGUAGCCAUCUGCCACCCCAUCCGCGCCCUUGAUGUCCGGACGUCCAGCAAGGCGCAGGCGGUCAAUGUGGCCAUCUGGGCCCUGGCCUCUGUUGUUGGCGUUCCCGUGGCCAUCAUGGGCUCAGCUCAGGUUGAGGAUGAAGAGAUUGAGUGUCUGGUGGAGAUGCCCACCCCGCAGGACUACUGGGGCCCCGUGUUCGCUGUCUGCAUCUUCCUCUUCUCCUUCAUCAUCCCCGUGCUCAUCAUCUCUGUCUGCUACAGCCUCAUGAUCCGGCGGCUCCGCGGCGUCCGCCUGCUCUCAGGCUCCCGGGAGAAGGACAGGAACCUGCGGCGCAUCACGCGACUGGUGCUGGUGGUGGUGGCUGUGUUCGUGGGCUGCUGGACUCCUGUCCAGGUCUUCGUAUUGGUCCAAGGGCUGGGCGUUCAGCCAGGCAGUGAGACCGCAGUGGCCAUCCUGCGUUUCUGCACGGCCCUGGGCUAUGUCAACAGCUGCCUCAAUCCCAUCCUCUAUGCCUUCCUGGAUGAAAACUUCAAGGCCUGCUUCCGCAAGUUCUGCUGUGCCCCUGCCCUGCGCCGGGAGACGCAGGUGUCAGAUCGUGUGCGCAGCAUUGCCAAGGAUGUGGCCCUCGCCUGCAAGACCUCGGAGACAGUGCCGCGGCCUGCAUGACUAGGCGUGGACCUGCCCAUGGUGCCUGUCAGCCCACAGAGUCCGUCAACACCCAACACGGAGCUCACCCAGGUCACUGCUCUCUAGGCUGACACAUGACCUGAGCAUCACCAGCCUCCGUGGGCUUCCCUGUGGCCUCAGAGGGCCUGCUGACACCAUGGGACAGGUUAGAACAUUUGGGCUGCCCCUGCGACCUGGGUCAUACUGAAGCUGCCCUCCCAGUGCAGGGUGGGGAGGGGGUGCAAGGACUCAUCUGUGAGCACAUGGGGCCAGAGCCAUGCUGACACUCUGAAGCUUUGUGGACUCUUCUGGCCUCUCCCUUGCUGCCCCUGGCUCUGUUGGGCACACACCUGGCAUUGUGACAGCAGCUGUGCAGUCCCAUGUGCCGCGUGCCGUCAUCAUGGAGCCCUGUGGCAUCUCCUCGAGGCAGCUGGAUGAGCUUGGCACUGCCUGGAGAGCCCAGCAGACAUCUCUGGGCUGUGAGACUCGCCCUGAGAGUGGCACUCCCUUCAGAGGAUUCUCAGUGAGCCUGUUUCCUCCAGGAGGACAACAACCAAUUGCACUGCAGAUGUGGCCAUUCAGGUGUGUGAGGUGGCCAGGAGGACCUGGGGGGCUGCAUGACCACUGCAGCCCACUUCAUCAUGUGUGAAGCAGCCCCAUGUGUGUGAUGUGGGGAGUGCUUUGUCGUGCCCCAUCUAGGGGUGCCUGUGUCCCCCUCAGGCUCCUCCUCCCAGUCCUCCUUUUAGACUUCCAUCAGAGGUUCUGUAGCUGGCAGGACUCUGUGCCCUGUUUGGGUCCCAGUGGCCUUGGAAGGUGGCAGUUGGGACAGGUGCUGCUUUGCAUCCCCAAUUACUUUUACAAGCCUCCAGGUGUCUGUGGGGGUGGCCUGAGCUUUCUGCUGCCAGGACUUGUCUAAAACUCCAAAUCAGAGGAUGGUUUCAUGGGGAGAGCAGGUAUGAGAGGUGGAGUCUGGCAGGUUCUGCUUGAGCAAGGCUACAGGGACCAUCUGGGCUGGGGGACCCUGGGCUGGGGGUGUUGUUCUGUUGUGGCCACCCAGAGAGGCCCCCUCCCAGUCUGCAGACAGAAGCUGAAGGUUGGUGACUUGGCAAACAUGCUUUCUGCAGACGAACUAUUAAAGCACCUGCAACACUGGAGACACCAUUCUGCCUCCACUUGUAAGCUGAGCCGCAGACCCCGGCCAGGUGACCUCAGCACAGGAGGUCACCUCCUCAGAACAGGAGGCACUGACUCUGGACUGGCCUCUCCUGCUCUGGGGAGCCCUGGCCCUGUGGGAUUGGUCCGGGGGAGGACGGGGCUCUCUUUGUGCUGCCUGCAGCCAGAGGCUCUGAGGACCAGAGCUGCCAUGGCUGUGGCAUUUUUCGUGCCAAAGUUGAAAGAUUUGUGACUCUGUGCCAGUGAAGCACGUGUCUUCUUGUAUCUG
Molecule: messenger RNA, 3524 nt
Organism: Vicugna pacos (alpaca)
Lineage: Eukaryota; Metazoa; Chordata; Mammalia; Artiodactyla; Camelidae
Source: RefSeq, a predicted model, not a curated record